Vigna angularis (adzuki bean) is the source of this 1601-nucleotide messenger RNA. RefSeq names its product protein DETOXIFICATION 9. Gene Ontology annotation, biological process: xenobiotic detoxification by transmembrane export across the plasma membrane. Gene Ontology annotation, cellular component: membrane. The record is from RefSeq and is a predicted model, not a curated record. Bases 91 to 1581 code for a protein of 496 amino acids. The transcript is spliced from 7 exons. Gene Ontology annotation, molecular function: xenobiotic transmembrane transporter activity; antiporter activity. Lineage: Eukaryota; Viridiplantae; Streptophyta; Magnoliopsida; Fabales; Fabaceae.
AAAAGGAGGGAGAAAGAAGGAGCACUUUUGCUCCUAUAUGUAUCUCCUUGCAGUACAUCUUUGGCAUGAGCAUUCAACAUUCUUCAAACCAUGGAAAAUUCUAGAGAGAUGAGUAAGGAGAUGGCAGAACCACUGCUAAAAAAGGGUGGUGAACAAGAAAUGGCAUCAUCAUCAUCGGAGAGUACAUUCUGCCAAGAGCUGAAGAGGAUAAGCUCCAUGGCGGCUCCAAUGGUGGCUGUUACUGUUUCACAGUACCUUCUCCAGGUUGUGUCGCUGAUGAUGGUGGGACAUCUUGGAGUACUGGUCUCCUUCUCCGGGGUUGCUAUUGCCACCUCUUUUGCUGAAGUUACCGGAUUCAGUGUCCUUUUGGGAAUGUCUGGUGCAUUGGAAACUUUGUGCGGGCAAACGUAUGGUGCAGAAGAGUAUAGAAAGUUUGGGAACUACACUUGGUGUGCUACAUUGACUCUGAUGUUGGUUUGUGUCCCCAUAUCUCUGAUGUGGAUAUUCACUGAUAAAAUACUGAUGCUGUUUGGUCAAGACCCUGAAAUUUCUCGUGCAGCUUGUGAGUACUGCAUAUACCUCAUACCAGCACUAUUUGGCUAUGCUAUUCUUCAGGCUUUGACUCGCUACUUUCAGACUCAGAGUAUGAUCUUUCCCAUGGUUUUCAGCUCAAUUACCUCACUGUGUUUGCAUAUUCCUAUUUGUUGGGGUCUGGUUUUUACGUUGGACCUAGGACACGUUGGAGCUGCAUUAGCCAUUGGAGUUUCUUAUUGGUUGAAUGUGGUUUGGCUUGCAAUUUACAUACUCUACUCCCCGGCUUGUCAAGAAACCAAGAUAGUGUUUUCUAGUAGUGCUUUACUUUGCAUUCCAGAGUUCUUAAAAUUAGCUAUUCCUUCAGGACUCAUGUUAUGUUUUGAAUGGUGGUCUUUUGAGCUGCUAACUUUACUUGCAGGGCUUUUGCCUAAUCCCCAGCUUGAAACCGCAGUACUCUCAAUCUGCCUUAACGCUACUACCUUACACUACGUCAUUCCUUAUGCUGUUGGAGCUUCUGCAAGCACUCGGGUUUCAAACGAACUAGGGGCAGGGAAUCCAAGGACAGCCAAAGGUGUUGUUCGUGUGGUUGUGAUUCUUGUGGUUGCAGAGGCAGUUGUUGUGAGCAUAGUGUUCUUCAGUUGCCGACAUAUAUUAGGAUACGCAUAUAGCAAUGAUAUGGAAGUUGUGGAUUAUUUUGCAAGCAUAGCUCCCCUCCUUUGUGUGUCUGUCAGUGUAGACAGUCUAAUUGGAGCACUUUCUGGGAUAGCAAGAGGUGGAGGAUUUCAACAAAUAGGUGCUUACGUGAACCUGGGAGCCUACUAUCUUGUAGGAAUUCCUACGGGUUUGUUUUUGGGUUUUCAUCUACAACUAAAUGCCAAGGGACUUUGGAUGGGAAUUCUAUCAGGGUCUGUUCUACAAGCAAUCAUUCUUGCUAUCGUAACAGCACUAACAGAUUGGCAGAAAGAGACAGCUAAAGCUAGGGAGAGAGUGGUCGAGAACUCAAGUAAAACUCAUACUCCAUUUGCUUGCGAUGUUCAAGGCAAGUGAACAAUAAAAAGAGUGGAAGA